Molecule: messenger RNA, 10382 nt
Organism: Branchiostoma floridae (Florida lancelet)
Lineage: Eukaryota; Metazoa; Chordata; Leptocardii; Amphioxiformes; Branchiostomatidae
Product: voltage-dependent L-type calcium channel subunit alpha-1D-like
Biological process (GO): calcium ion import across plasma membrane
Cellular component (GO): membrane; voltage-gated calcium channel complex
Molecular function (GO): high voltage-gated calcium channel activity
Source: RefSeq, a predicted model, not a curated record
GGUUAAUUUGGCAGGAAAAAUGCCUCCUAGAAGUAGAGUGCGCAUCCGGUCUAGGCGGCAGACGCCAACUCCGACGGGUUCGACUAAGAGCAAAGACAGUUCCAGCAUGACUCCAACCAUGGACCGUGUGAAUAAUGGUCGAAAGCGGACCGACCUCCCGGACAGACGGAGAUACAGUAGUAGCAGCACACAGCGGAACAACAGCACCAGUCCAAGUCCGACUCUCCCACCACCAGCACCAGCACCACCGGCUAGCACCAGCACCAGCUUCGGGGCCACCCUCGCUCAGUCGCCGAACCCACCCCCGCUCAGCAACCGCUGGCAGACCACCCUGUCCGUCAUGACGGCCGCAGCCAACAAGCGCAAGCAGCGGCAGCAGGGCCCGUACUGGCCCCCGCGUGCCCUCUUCUGUCUGGGCCUGAAGAAUCCCAUCCGCAGGGCCUGCAUGUACAUCGUAGAAUGGAAGCCUUUUGAAUAUUUCAUUCUGCUGGCCAUCUUUGCCAACUGCGUGGCCUUAGCGGUCUAUGUGCCCUACCCUGUGAAAGAUUCGAAUGAAGCCAACCAACAAUUGGAAACAGUGGAAUAUCUCUUCCUUGUCAUAUUCACGUUGGAGGCAGUGUUUAAGAUAAUAGCCUAUGGUUUAAUUGCACACAACGGUGCAUAUUUACGAAACUUCUGGAACAUUUUAGAUUUUACAAUUGUCAUAAUAGGCAUUGUCAGUAUAGUGUUGGAAACUUAUAAGUUCGAAGGCUUCGAUGUCAAAGCUCUAAGAGCAUUCCGAGUUUUGAGGCCUCUAAGGCUUGUCUCUGGUGUCCCAAUCCGUUGUUGCACAUCGCCCUGCUAUGUUUGUUUGUAAUCAUCAUCUACGCAAUCAUCGGCCUAGAACUCUUCUCAGGGAAACUGCACACAACAUGCUUUGUCCCAGGCUCAGACCAAAUUUAUUUCCAUGAUGGGCCCCCUCCCUGCCAACCCGAACCUGGAUCCAGUGGCUAUCACUGUCCAGCCAACGUGUCCGUAUGUAGGGGGUACUGGGAGGGUCCGAACAGUGGUAUCACCAACUUUGAUAACUUUGGACUGGCAAUGCUGACAGUCUUCCAGUGCAUGACCAUGGAGGGGUGGACAACUGUCUUGUACUGGGUAAAUGAUGCGGUCGGAAACGAAUGGCCGUGGAUCUACUUCAUUACUCUCAUCAUCGUCGGCUCCUUCUUCGUGCUGAACUUAGUAUUAGGUGUACUGAGUGGAGAGUUUUCUAAGGAGAGAGAAAAGGCCAGGUCCAGGGGUGAGUUCCAAAAGCUUCGGGAGAAGCAACAGAUGGAAGAAGACCUACACGGCUAUUUGGAGUGGAUCUACCACGCAGAGGAUCUCGAUGAGGGCCGAGGCCGGGAAGAAGAAAAAUCGAUGCCCCACCAUAAGCGCAUUGCCAAGACCUUGCCAUUCCUAAGAAAGGGAAAAGGAAUAGCCCUCUUUCGUGGACAAGAAAAAGCCAGCGAUGCUGGCUCAGCUUCGGAAGAACUUGAAGCCGGCGAAGGCCCCAUCGGUGCUGAGCCUUCCGGGUGGGCAAGGCACAAUGCUGGUCCGACGGGUUGUUUACGACGCUGGAGGAGAACAAACAGGCUAAUUCGGCGGCAACUCCGAGCAGCAGUGAAGACCACAGUGUUCUACUGGUUCGUGAUUGUCAUGGUGUUCCUCAACACCUGCACACUGGCCUCCGAGCACUACAGACAACCUCCCUGGCUGGAAGAAGUACAGAAAAUCUCCAACUUGUUCUUUGUGUCCCUGUUCUCCCUGGAGAUGGUGGUGAAGAUGUAUGCCCUGGGAUGGCAAGCCUACCAGGUCUCCCUCUUCAACCGCUUCGACUGCUUCGUCGUGAUCAGCAGUAUCAUCGAGAUCAUCCUGACGGAGACAGGGGUCAUCCAGCCGCUCGGAGUCAGUGUGCUUCGGUGCGUCAGACUCCUCAGAGUCUUCAAAGUGACAAAAUACUGGCGUGCGCUGAGCAACUUGGUCGCAUCACUGCUAAACUCGAUCCGCUCCAUUGCCAGCCUGCUGCUUCUACUCUUUCUGUUCAUUCUCAUCUUUGCACUGCUGGGGAUGCAGAUCUUCGGAGGAAAAUUCAACUUCGACGACACCCAGCAGAAAGAUCGUAGUAACUUUGACACUUUCUGGCAAUCCCUGCUGACUGUAUUCCAGAUCCUCACAGGUGAGGACUGGAACGAAGUGAUGUACACCGGUAUCCAGUCGUACGGUGGGGUCAGUAAAAUUGGAAUCCUGGCCUGCUUCUAUUUCAUCAUCCUGUUCAUCUGUGGCAACUUCAUCCUCCUGAAUGUGUUCUUGGCCAUCGCCGUGGACAACCUGGCCGAUGCCGACGCCCUGACAGAGGCGGAGGAGGCGGCCGAGGCCGAGAAAGAGGCCAAGAAGGAGGAGGAACUGAAGGCGCUGUCCUCAGCCGAGGAGAAGCCUGCAGAAGGAAGCCCUAAGAUGAACCACACAGGAGGUGGAAAACCAAAAGGCAGGUCACAGGAAUCCAUGGAAAUGCGACCCAUCUCACCGGAGAGUGCUUCCAGUCACACCAAGGUAAAAAUAGAUGUGACUGAUACCACUCAGACUGAUAUUGACGAAGAAGCAGAAGACGAAGAAAAAGAUAAAGCCGCUGGAGAAGGCGGAGGAGAGGAACUAUCUGAUGAAGCAGCUGCAGCAGGGUUACCAUGGGAUGAGGAGGAUGACGACGACGAAGAGGGUUUGAAGCCCACCCCAGUGGGCGCCCGACCGCGCCGAAUGUCUGAAGUCUACAUCCCAGAUGAAAAACUUCCGAUCCCAGAAUAUUCGGCCUUCUUCAUCUUUAGUCACACCAACUUGUUGAGGAAGUUAUGCCACAAGAUCAUUACCCACCCCGUGUUCACAAACCUGAUCCUGGCUCUAAUCCUGAUCAGCAGUGCUGCACUGGCUGCAGAGGAUCCACUGAGGGCCGAGUCUCCCAGGAACAUAAUUCUUGGAUAUAUGGACUAUGUCUUCACCUCUGCAUUUACAAUUGAAAUUAUACUGAAGGUGAUAGUGUUCGGGUUCAUCAUGCAUCCGGGGUCAUUCUGCCGCAGUGCCUUCAACCUACUGGAUUUGCUGGUUGUCACCGUGUCCCUCAUUUCUAUUGCUUUCCCGAAAGGAGGUGUAUCAGUGGUCAAGAUCCUCAGGGUACUGAGGGUUCUUCGGCCUCUACGAGCAAUUAACCGAGCCAAAGGACUUAAACAUGUCGUCCAAUGCGUAUUUGUUGCCAUCAAAUCAAUCGGGAACAUCAUGCUGGUCACCUUCCUACUACAAUUCAUCUUUGCCGUCAUCGGCGUCCAACUCUUCAAGGGUACAUUUUUUCAAUGUAAUGAUGAGUCCAAAAAGACUGCUGCCGAGUGCAAGGGCUACUAUAUCAUUUAUAUCGACGGCAACGUGGAGAACGCAGAGCAGAACGAACGAGAGUGGGACGUGAACGUCUUCAACUUUGACGACGUUGGACAGGCCAUGCUUUCCUUGUUUACAGUGUCCACCUUUGAAGGGUGGCCCAAUCUUUUGUAUGUGGCCAUUGACUCCCGUGCGGAAGACAUGGGCCCCAUCUACAACUACCGGCCGGCCGUGGCCAUCUUCUUCUUUGUGUACAUCAUUAUCAUUGCUUUCUUCAUGGUCAACAUCUUCGUUGGCUUUGUCAUCGUGACUUUCCAGAACGAGGGAGAAAAAGAAUACGGAGACGAAUGCGAGUUAGACAAAAACCAGCGUCAGUGCAUAGAGUUUGCGCUGAAAGCCAAGCCACUGCGGCGGUAUGUGCCAAAGAACCCCAUACAGUACAAGUUUUGGUACGUGGUGAACUCCCAGACGUUUGAGUACACCAUGUUUAUCCUCAUCAUGCUCAACACUGUCUCCUUAGCAAUGAAGCAUUAUGGCCAGUCAGAAACCUACGAAUAUGCGUUGGAUUUCAUGAACUUGAUAUUUACGGCAUUGUUCACCCUUGAAGCCAUGUUGAAGUUGAUCGGAUUUGGACCGAAGUAUUAUUUCAAAGAUGCGUGGAAUACGUUCGAUUUCCUCAUCGUUGUGGGAAGUCUUGUUGAUAUCAUUGUGUCUCAAAUGAACCCUGGAGCCGAGGUGCCCAGCAUAAACUUCUUCCGACUUUUCCGAGUCAUGAGGUUGAUCAAACUGCUGAGCCGAGGCGAGGGAAUCCGCACCCUGCUUUGGACCUUCAUCAAGUCCUUCCAGGCCUUGCCAUAUGUUGCCUUACUCAUCCUUAUGCUGUUCUUCAUUUAUGCUGUGGUUGGUAUGCAGAUGUUUGGGAAGAUAGAGUUGAACGACGACACAGCCAUCCACAGGAACAACAACUUCCAGACCUUCCCCCAGGCAGUGCUACUCCUAUUCAGGUCGGCCACUGGGGAGGCAUGGCAGGAGAUCAUGAUGUCGUGCACAGCGGGGUCGGGCGCCAUGUGCGAUCCCAACUCCGACAGCGCUGGGAAUUUGUGUGGAAACAACUUCGCCUAUCCCUACUUCCUUUCUUUCUACAUGCUGUGUGCUUUCCUGAUUAUCAACCUUUUUGUUGCUGUGAUUAUGGACAACUUUGACUACCUGACCAGGGACUGGUCCAUCCUAGGCCCCCAUCAUCUGGACGAGUUUGUCCGGGUCUGGUCAGAGUACGACCCCGAUGCAAAGGGCCGUAUCAAGCAUCUGGACGUGGUGACCCUCCUCAGGCGCAUCUCCCCACCACUGGGUUUUGGCAAGCUGUGUCCACACCGUGUGGCUUGCAAGCGCCUGGUCUCCAUGAACAUGCCUCUGAACAGCGACGGAACCGUCAUGUUCAAUGCAACUUUGUUUGCCCUGGUAAGAACGGGACUGAAGAUCAAGACAGAAGGCAACAUUGACCAGGCAAACGAGGAGCUCAGGGCCAUCAUUAAGAAGAUCUGGAAGAGGACAAACCCCAAAGUCCUGGACCAGGUCUGCCCGCCCGCCGGAGAUGAUGAGAUCACGGUCGGUAAGUUUUAUGCCACGUUCCUGAUCCAAGACUACUUCCGCAAGUUCAAGCGCCGACAGGAGGAAGACGAAGGCGAAGAACAGUACAAUAAAGACGCCAUCAGGUUGCAGGCUGGCCUUCGUACUCUUCACGACAUUGGCCCAGAGAUUCGCCGAGCAAUCUCGGGUAACUUAGAGGAGCAGUUAGCUGCAGAGGGUAUCGAUAUUGGUGAUUCCGAAGAGCCAUCUCAUAGGAGAAAUCAUUCAUUAUUCGGGAAUCACACGGAGUCCCCUGUCAGGAGUAACAACUCCCUCAGGAAGACCUCUCCGGUGAAUUCCUACAUGCCCAACUCCCUGGACACAAACACUAACGCCAACGCUAACGUCAACGCCAACGCUAAUUCCAUCAAGCCCGCGGACGCUGCCAAAAAUCCAACAGACAAAGGCAAGAAGGACACAGCUGAAUCCAACAAAGAGCAGGCUGCUAGCGAUUCGGGCUUGGUUGGCACCGUCACCUCCAAACUCAAGGGAUUUUUGGAGCCUGCUACAGGGUCCGGAUUAGUCUCGUCCGUAACGUCCGGCUUUAGUAGCUUCACAGGCUCCUUUACCAGCUCCUUUUUUUCGGGUCCAAAACAACCGGAGCCGCCAAACAAAACCGACCCAAAGACUGGUGCUGCUCCCAAGCAACCGCAACAGGCCCAGAACAAGCAGCAAGCUUCACAACAACAACAACAACAACAGCAGCAACCACAACAACAAACUGAAAAUACACCCAAGGCCAAUGGGCAGCCUCCCAAGCAAACGGCAAACCCCCAGCCAUCAAACGUGCAGCAACAAAAUGUCCAUAAUGCACCUACGGCUAAUAAUUCGCCAUCCAAAAAUAUGGCUGCCUCUACUUCAUUAAACGCUAGCACUGCUACUACUACCACUACUACCACAACGACCGGGGUGGGUAAUAAUCCUGGCAAGAACCACGAGGAAAAUAUCGAUAAUGUCAAGCUCGUUGGGAAUCAUUCCCUGCCCAAUGCAAACCAGGAGCUUAACAAUAACAUCCAGCCUAUAGACAACAGAAUUGACAUGAGACGCAGCAUCCACCAGCACCAGGACCCAGACCUGAUCCAUUCUCCCGAGUUUGUGCGGUCUCCCGAAGACAUGCGACCGCUUGGGAACAUGAGAUCGUCUGGGGGCGGCAUGCGAUCACCGCCAGGGAACAUACAGUCUCCUGGCACCAUACGUUCUCCUAUGGGCAUGCGAUCCCCGUCGGGAGAGAUUCGCUCCCCUGUAGAAUACGAAGAAUACGAUGACGACGAAGAUCCGGAGGUCGAAGUCGUGCAUCCCGAUGAUGUUGAUGAACCUUUCUUUACCGCCGCGACAAUGGACGCUCCUUACUGGCGACAGCCGUCAAGUGAAACUGAGGACGAGAGGAAGCCCCUGCGUCCAAAAGAGCAUCCAAAGAGGCACAGGCGCGAGCGUGAUUUGUACAGGGACUCCUCUCGUGACUCCGAUUACUAUUCGCGGGAUUAUGAUCAUUAUGGUUAUGGUUAUGGUUAUACUGACAGGGAGAGAGGCCCAGAUCCAUGGAUGCAGAGAAGAGAAGCGGGACAGCCCCACUACCCCAGUCCCAGCAGGCGCUCCCCCAGCAGGAGAAAAUACAGGGGGGAGGACCAGCUACCCAUGCCCAAAAGGGGUGCGGGCACAACCAGAUACACUCAGCAACAGGCAAUCGCGAUUGCUGGACAGCCGCCAUCAGGAGGUUACGACAUCACAGAGAACAACUGGCGCACCCCUCCCUCCUCCCCCGGACGGGUGAGGUCGUCCUACCCCACCCCCGCGGGGAGGCCCCAGUCUGUCAUCAGCACGUCCUCUACACCAGCCCGGGGGAACGGCGACGUGCGCCCCAGCCGGUCGGGGUGGGACUACAACAACAUACCCAAGAGGGAUCCCGCGACCGCCUUCUACGAGGGGCUGAAAACGGGCUCCCUGGGGCCCAACAGCGAGAGGCAGCACUCCAGGAGGAAUAGUAGAUACGACAGUCAUGCAAUGAAUCUGGUAGAGCAGGUACUUGUACAGGAGGGGCUUGGACGGUACGCUGACGACCACCUUGUAAAUGUAGCCAAACACGAACUAGCCGAGGCGUGCGACAUGACCCCCGCCGAGCUGGACUACGCCGCGCAGGAGAUGAUGCGGGAGCAAGGCUACGACAUGACCGAGAGCAGCUAUCAAUUCGACUAUCCCUACCUGGAACACAUGGGCGGGAGCUACGACCUGCCGGACUACCCUCCCGUAAACCACGGCAACAACCCCCGCCGCCUGCCCGACGAUCACUACGUGCGGCACCCGCCAGAGGGCGACAGAGACCACCCGAUGCACAGGCGACCCGCAGGUGACUAUGCAGAAGAUGUGGAGGAUUUGGAUGACGAAAUGGUCUACGUCACUACAUUAUAGCAAGAUGGUGUGCAUGGGGAAAAAACACCACCUUUUAUACCUACAGAUUCUUAUAUCUUUGUUCGGAUUUGAAGAACGAUUUACCACGUUCGUAAACCCUCGAAGACGUUUUAAGAAAAAAUGAAGGGCAGAAUUGCUGCCAUCUUGUAAUGUUCCCUGCCCCCAUAUCUAUUUCAAGGAUGCCAUCAUGCUUCUGCAGGUCCCAUAUCCUCAUCGUCACACCAAGCGUCAAUGGUCACCCUCUAAAAACAAUUGCUACCUCGAUGAAAGGAUGGCUGACGGUCGAGGUCGCAGGCAUAGCUUUGCAGAAGUGAGUCCGAGGUUGAAGACCAGUGAGAAAGAAGAAUGCCAUUGUUUUGGCCGAGUGCGUCAAACAGACUGGCGAGGCCCAGCAGUAUCAAACUUACAGGUGGAGAAGGCACAUCUUAAGGCAAUAUUGGCUGCUUAUCUUGCCUCUGUUACUACAAAGAUAGCAUUUAAUAACUUGCAUUAUGCAGUCAACUAAGGACUUUGAAUAUCCAUGACAGAAAAAAAAUAUGUAGGUAUAAUCAAUUUAACUUUCUGUGACCUUUACUGCAAUACCAUAUAGCUAUAGCAGACGUAGUAGCCGACAGAUCUCCCUGAAAACCUUGAAAUGAGGACUAGUUGUCAGAAGGAGAUCCUGAAAGUUUAUUGUACACAAAUGUAUACUUCAACAGAGUAACAUGCACCACCUCCAAACAUGUCAUCUAAAAGAAACUGACAAUGACAAAGCAUAGGGAAACUGUAAAUGCCACUUGUUCCUGAGUUUAUUUUUAUAUACUUGCAUUUGAGGAUUGUGGUGCUCCCUUCUUGGGCUAUUUAAAGUCUAGCUCAAAGGAUCCUAUUGAAUUUCUUCGGAAUUCACAGUUGCAUGUAUUUGAUACUGACAAGGUAUUAUGGUUGGAUUUAUUUAUUUAUUUACCUUUUACUGAUGAGGAGAGUGAAGAAUCUACGGCAUCAUUAUCAAGAGGUUAAAGAGCAUGACACUGUAUGUAAAGGGCGCCGUGGCCAAGCGGUGCUCGUGUCGAAUGUGAAGUUAACUUGGAAGCUAUUAGAAGUAAAAUUGUAAAAUAGUGACGGGAACGUAACUGUACAUGUCUGUUAAUUUUACUACAUCCAUCCAGUUUGGACUAUCGUGGGCAGUGUGUUGGGUGCAACAUCACUUAACUGUUUCUCUUAUAACUGUAAAAGAAAUCAGCAUCGUUCAACUUCUUCUUUACCCAAGGUUUCUGUCUUAGGAGUUCGUAAACUCGAAAAUCCUUUAAGUAUUCCUCCUUGAUCCCAGUGAGUUUGGACCAGUUCAUACGUUUGUAAACAACAACGACGAAUUCCUCAGUGUUUUGACUGAAGUUGAAACGAAUUGUGUGCAUUUUGCGUUUUUUUUUUGGCAACGCCUCAGAGGCGAGCCGAAUGGUAUAUCAUUCUCUUUUUCGUGGCAUCCCUGUCCUUGGACAACUACCGAGUUGAUGGGUCGAGCCAGACGCUUGUGCUGGCCGGCCCAAGCACAGAGUUGCAGGCAAGGAUGCCAGUCAAGUCUCGCAACGAGCAAAGCAAAACAAACCUCACCAUCGGUUAUGUCUUUAAAAAAAGAACAAGCUUAACUGCGUUAAAGUCAGCUCGAUAAGUGAGUGAGUGACAGUGUGUAAAGAACAAACGCUUUCCUUUUUAUUGGUUUUGGCAGUACUGCGUUACUGAAGCAGUAGUUUUUCUUUAUAAAACACGCUUUGCUCAGUUUUCUGCUUUCGAUCUAAACCUGUGCCCAGGGCCCAAGUUUUAUGUUUCCGGCAAUGCUCAUGAUAUAAAAGACAUGGGUUGUUUGGAAAACGGAAUUCCUUUGUUCUGAUUCAGACCGGAAACAGAACGGUGCUGUUGUGCCAGGACCUGCCUAGAGUUGGAAAGAAAAUUCUAAGGGUAUAUAAGCGAUGGAUACGGGGUGAUAAAUUCCUGGAAACGGGAACCUGCUAAAGAUAGAGAUUUAAAAAAAAAACUGAUGCUGUGUGAUAGAAAUGAUGUGAAAAAUUACUGCGUGUGGAGUGUGUAUAGAGUAUUUCAAUAUAGCUAUGAUGACCUACGGCAUUGCAUUUACACCUGUGUCUAUGAUUGUAACAUUACAAUGGCCUUAACAGAACAGAAGAUUCAGGGUCAACCUGUACGAUAAAGACUGACAAAAGAAAAGGCUGAGACAGGCGAGAUUGGAAAGACUGGUGCAUGAACUGUACAAAAGUAAACAAUGCAUGUUCCCUCUGUAAAGUGAUGAUAUUUUCCGUACAGGAAAAAAAAAAGACUUGUUGUCGAAACCUUUGCAAUAAUGCACAGUACUUGAUAUAGAGGUCCAUUGAAAAUCAUGCCAAAGGUAUGCAUGACAUUGUACGAAAAUUAAUAACUCCAUUGCAGUUUUUUGAAGAAAAAAAAGCUUUUCAUUUAGGCAUCGUAUUUACUGCGCUUCUCUUACUUGCGAGGCAACUAGUGCGAAUCAUACGAAUAAUAUUUCUCUGAUAUUGCAAAAGCUAGAUGAUAUGUUAUGAUUGCUCCCCAAAUUUUUAUAUGAAAAGUAUUUUCCAAAACUUGCCAAUUUUGCAAUGUUCCCGUUCUGCUGCUUUAUAAUAAGGUUUGGCAUUUGUGAAAAGAUGCAUACGAUAUAAACAGCUGCACGGUCCGAAUCUAACUGUAGCCAGAGAAAUUUCCUAACUGCACAUAUUUAAGGAAUUUUUAACACAAUGCGGUUUGUACUCCACACUUGUAAAUUAAAGAAAAGUUAACAAACCUUUUGUAUUACUUUGGCAUUUGCUUUGUUGCCAUGUAAGAAUUGAUAGUUAGACUGUAGAUAGAGUUAGCAAGAGACUAUAGAAUAAAUAGGGCAUACUGCAAUUUGACUUUCAGUACAUAUAUGUAAUAUAUUCAUUUGCAAGGAAUGUUAUGGAAGUGCAAUAAACAAUUUGAUUCUUAAA